Molecule: messenger RNA, 879 nt
Organism: Daucus carota subsp. sativus
Lineage: Eukaryota; Viridiplantae; Streptophyta; Magnoliopsida; Apiales; Apiaceae
Exons: 5
Coding region: 241-609 (122 amino acids)
Source: RefSeq, a predicted model, not a curated record
GCCUUGUAAUAAGGACUAAAGGGAGCAGAAAAUAACAAUAUGCGGAAAAUAACAAUUUGUGACGUUAAAUUCAAAUUUUGACUCCCAUUUUCCACUAUAUUGCACUUGAAAUCAAAACACAUAUAUGAUCAUGCAUCGUUGAUUCACAUCCUGUAAGCUCCCUGUCACCAAUCUUACAAAUCAAGAGCCUGUUUCACACGAAUGUAAAUGCACCUUGUUUUCCAUGAUCAUUGAUUAAGCAUGACAAUGUAUAAUGCGUUUAGAGAGAUCUUGAAAGUCCAGAAGCUGAGGAGAAUCGUAUCGUAUACCGGGUUUUAUUGCUUCACAGCACUUGUAACCUAUGCAUACACCAACAAUACGACUAGGGCUGGGUAUUCGAGAGCUGAUCAGUACUACGCGUCGUAUCCAGCUGGAACUGAACUUUUGACUGAUGCUGCUAAGUUGUAUAAACAAGCUCUUGGCUAUUGCUUUGAAGUGGAAGAGUGGGGACCAAUUGAGUGGUGUGUAAUGGCUGAUCAUUUUGACCGUCAAGGAAAAGCUCCGUAUGAGUAUCACGCUAAAUACAUGGCACACUUAGUUUCCCAUGGACAACUGGAAGAAAGUGGCUAGAGGUUCAGGAAUGUCGAUUAGCCCAUGGUCGCAAUGCUUGUCUUGCCUGAUGGAGUAAGCAGCAUAAUAAAAGUUCCUUUUUUCUGAUUCAAUCCUUCAUAGAUUGGUAACCCUUACAAUCUAGGAGAGUCAAUUAGCUUAUCUCGUAAUGUAUCUAAUAAAUUGUGGUACCCAUGUAAUAUUUAAUGUUUCCCUCUUGAUGAGGUAUGUUUAUGUACUAAACAAAACCUUUAAACCAAUAUAUAAUUCAUCAUGACCUUUUGAAGUAAA